Molecule: messenger RNA, 287 nt
Organism: Staurois parvus
Lineage: Eukaryota; Metazoa; Chordata; Amphibia; Anura; Ranidae
Source: the annotation of a GenBank genome assembly
AGAGCCAAUUACUUCAGCUCUGUGUCCAAUCACAGCUGAUCGCAUGGCACUGAUGUUCAGUGCCCUGAUGAUCAGUGUAGCCCCAUCAGUGCCACCUGUCAGUGUCCAUCAAAGCCACCUGUCAAUGCCCAUCAAUGCCACCUGUCAGUGCCCAUCAGUGCACAUCAAUACCACAUAUCAGUGCCCAUCUGAGCUGCUUUCAUUGCUACCUAUCAGUGCCAGUCAGUGCCGCCUAUCAGUGCCAGUCAGUGCUGCCUAUGAGUGCUGAAAUCAGUGCCACCUAUCAG